Molecule: messenger RNA, 2079 nt
Organism: Cavenderia fasciculata
Lineage: Eukaryota; Evosea; Eumycetozoa; Acytosteliales; Cavenderiaceae
Exons: 4
Coding region: 1-2079 (692 amino acids)
Source: RefSeq, a predicted model, not a curated record
AUGAAAAGAAAGUUUAAGAUAGAAGAUAUAGAUGAAUAUCAAACAAAGAGUACUGAUUUAAUAGAAAUAUGUAGAGCGUUAGAGAUAGAUACAAUCACUGCAAAGGAUAUAAAAUCAUAUAUCAUCGAUCAAAUACUUAAUCAUUAUAGUAAAAGUAAUAAUAAUAGUAAUAAUAAUAAUAAUCAAGAUACUGAACAACAACAACAAGAUAACAAGAGAAUAUAUACAGAAGAAGAGUUAUCAAGUUUGAAUAAACAAAGAGUCAUUACAAUAUGUAAAGAUUUAAAGAUAGAAUAUUUAUUGAUUCAAUAUAUAAUGGUGUAUCAAAAGACAGAGGUUACACCAUCAUCAUUGAGUGGUGGAUACUCGUUACCCUGGUCAAUCAUUGCUAGUAUUCUCACACAGGCUUGGAAUGAUGCAAAGUAUUGUACUUGUAUCUAUCCUAAAGAGGUACAAGAUCUACAAGAGGAGGUUAGUAGUAGACUACAUUUAACAAACGCACCCGUGAUCUUUCAAAUUAUCGGUAAACAAUUCAACUCUAAAAUCGGUCAAUAUACAGAUCAAGUCAAAUCCAACAAUCAACGAUGCCCACAACAUGCAAUGUUUUAUAGAGAUGAUUCAUUAAUACCAACAAAUGAUCAAAAGAUGCCAAGAGCAGCAUUUGAACAAUCAGUUUGGAAUCAUAUCAACAACCAAUACAAUGGAAUUAAAGUUGCAAAUAGAAUCUAUAUUCCACAUUCAAAUCAAGUGUAUCUUGAUGCACCACCAUGGUUUAUAAAGUCGAUUGAACACUUAACAUUUGAAGAAAAUGCCCUCGACAAAUGCAAGAGUAAUUCAUUUUUCGACAACCUUUUAAAACUAGUCAACCUCAAAUCAAUUGUGCUCUUGGGUUAUGAUUAUCUUGAAGUCGAAACAUUUAAUCAUCUCACCUCGAUUUCAGUUGAACACCAAUACGACCUUGAUUACAUUGAAGAAUUGGUCGAGUCAUUGGAUCGUCCAAUCACCAAGUUACUCAUGUUUUAUCCGUCAGCCAUAUUAAAAGCAAGAGAUAUUGUACUAGAGUCGGUACAAGUUAUCAGUUUGGAUGUCAAUACAUACAAGGGAUUAUUUCAAAACAACAACAACAACACUAGUCAACAACAACAACAACAACAACAACAGUCACCAAGAAACCUACCAAAUCUAAGACAUGUACACUUUAACCCCAAUACAAUACAAUACAGAGAUGAAAGAGCCAACAAACACAUCACAGACUUUAUUCUACCAGAUACAAUCACUACAGUGUCAGUGGUAAAGUGUGUAGACGUUGGAUCAUUUGGAUUUUUUUCAGACCAUGAUUAUAUUCCCAAAGGAGAGGAGACUAUUUAUGGAGAGUUUUUAGAAAAGAAUCCACACAUCACAAGUCUGCGACUCAAGUUUCAUGAUGGGUUUAGAGCUAUUGGUAAAAUGACUACUUAUCUUAAAAUGUUUGAAACGAUUGGAAAAAUCCCUCCACUUCUCAAACAAUCUAAACUCUCAAGAAUCAUGGUGCAUUCUGAUUAUGCUUUAACAACUAUUCAACAUAAACAACUAAUACAAUCAAACCUAUAUUUUAAUUCAUCAAAGGAUAUAGGUCCAAGACAAAAGACUAGAAAAUUUAUAUUCUAUAGAAAUGGUCAACAAAAUAAUCAAAUCAUUAAUAAUAUUGAAAUAAUUACAACAACAACAAAUAAUAAUAAUAAUAUCACCAAUAAUAAUAAUAAUAAUAAUAUAAUAUUACCAACAUUACCAAAUCAUAUAAUCAAUCAAAUCAUCAAAUUGCUAUGGACUAGUAUGAAUCAAUGUAAUUGUGAUGAUCAUUUGGUUGCUUAUUCAAAGUCUUUAUCAAGUAGCGAUAUUCUACUUGCAAAGACAAAUGGAGAUUUUGAAUCAACCAUUCAAUCAAAUUGUAAAUAUCAUUGUUGGUCGGAUAGAUCUAUUAUGUACCUCCCAUUGUCUUAUUCUGAUAUCCGUCGACACAAUCGUAAUCAUCUCUUUCAGCAAAAUUGUCAACCAUAUCAAAGGCAACAAGAUCUUUUGUAUUUGAACACUACAAAAUAA